Messenger RNA from Schizophyllum commune H4-8, 1332 nucleotides. RefSeq lists its product as uncharacterized. The transcript is spliced from 5 exons. Gene Ontology annotation, cellular component: cytoplasm; nucleolus. Gene Ontology annotation, molecular function: double-stranded RNA binding; tRNA-specific adenosine deaminase activity; double-stranded RNA adenosine deaminase activity. The coding region runs from base 36 to 1280 and encodes 414 amino acids. Lineage: Eukaryota; Fungi; Basidiomycota; Agaricomycetes; Agaricales; Schizophyllaceae. The record is from RefSeq and is a predicted model, not a curated record. Gene Ontology annotation, biological process: adenosine to inosine editing; RNA processing.
CAGCUCCUCGGAUUGCUGGCCAGUUAACUAAGUGGAUGGGUUCAAGCAACACUCUGCCGGCUGACCUCGAGGUCCGCUCUGUCUUUGAAGUCUACUCAUCUACCGGAUACAAGCCCUCCAACGCAUCCCAGUUCACCAUCCUCGCCGCAUUCUUCCUCUACAGGUCGCCCCCAUCGCCCUCGUCCGACACCGCCGAGAUCAAGAUAAUAUCGCUCGGAACUGGCACGAAAUGCCUGCCGACCUCGCAGCUACCUCUGCACGGUGAAGCAUUACACGACAGCCACGCCGAGAUUAUCGCACGUCGUGGCGCUAUCCGCUGGUUUCUUGAGGAAAUCCAGCGGAUGUCGCAGUCGGAUUCUGAAGAUUCCGAGUGGGUCUCGAAAGCAUCGGAAGGGACGUACACGCUCUGUGAAGGCGUUCACGUUGGGCUGUAUAUCUCGACUCUGCCUUGCGGAGACGCAUCGACCCGCUUCCUCGCCGCCGCACCACAAGACGCUGAGAUAGCCGCUCUGAAAGAGUCAGCGGUGCGCCCAGUCGUUGACCCGACCACCGCAGCACGCGGCCGGGAUAAUUACGCCCUCACAGGCGUACUGCGUACGAAGCCCGGACGCGCAGACGCUCCACCCACAAUGUCCAUGUCAUGCAGUGACAAGAUUGCUGCAUGGAGCGUUCUGGGCUUCCAAGGCGCGCUCGCGAGCCUUGUCCUGCCGAAGCCAAUACACAUAGACCACAUCGUGGUCGGCGAUGUACCCGAGGAUAUGCGUGACACCGUGCUAGAAGACUGCGAGCGCGCGCUUUGGAAGAGAGCUGGCCCAACUGCGCAUCGGCCAGUCAUCAGCUUUAUCUCGCUCGACUUCAUGCAUUCCCGGGCGGCAGUGUCCUCCGCUUUAGGGACGCCAUGCAACACUUCGUCUAAUGAAUCUCUCAGCUGGAUAGCGGACGCUGUUCCACCGUGCGAGAUCAUCGUGAACGGUACAAGACGCGGCGUACCUCCCAGACACCAACUACGCCCCAAAUCGAUACCCCGAAUAUCGCAAUUAGGCCUUUUCCGUGUGUUCUGCUCGUUGAGGCCCGUCCCGUACGCAUCGCUCGGCACGACCUACUACGAGAUUAAGAAUACUGCGCAAGAAUACACGCUCGCCAAGUCACAGCUGAUAGGCCCUCAGGGUGCUUUUGCCGGAUGGCAGCGAAGUGACCCUACGUUGCAAAAAUUUGACGCGGAAGGCAACAUCGUGAAAGAUGUUCACCAAGCGCAGUGCUCCCAAUCUGAUUUAUCUUGACGCUGGCUUCACGCUCGCCUACGCUAAUGCAUAACACCUCUCGUCCACCGUA